AUGAAAAGGAAGAGCAUUUCGGACUACUUUGCCGUGACCCCAGCGAAACGUGAAGUGAUUGAAGAUUGUCCCUCAGCAUCAGGGGAAUCCUCAAGCAAUCCAGACGGAAUGUCAACUCCUGACAGUAAUCCAGGUAUGGAACUUGAAAACCCGUCGACUGGCGAGUCAGGACAGCCCAUUUCUGCCUCUGCAGCCAGUGAGUGCUUCUGGCCCACGUGUUGGACUGUAGAGCAGAAGAAUGAUCAUCUCCAGAAAAAUGACUGGUUAUUUUUCAACGCUGGCAAGUUAGGUUGUUCGGUGUGUAAAAAUGUCGGCGCCUCGGAGACCGAGAAGACGACUGUGGGCAUGCGCCUUUCUAAAGAGUGGAUACGCGGUGAGGUGUCAUUUAAUGGAGAAUUGAGGAAACAGCAGCUAACAUCUCUCAGGAAAAAGAUUUUUGAACACAGAGAAAGUGCGGGUCAUAAAGCUGCCGUCAGAAUCACAGCCGAAGCCAGGGAAGAAUCAAAAGCGGUGUGUUUGUGGGCUCAAGAAAGAGAGGUGAAAAUCACCAAGAAAGUAUUCCGUACAGCCUAUAACGUGGCUAGGAAGAACCAGCCUUUUAGUGAUUUUGAGGCUGACAUUGACUUGCUAGAAUUAAACGGCGUUGAUGUGGGGACAAUUUUGCACUCGGCUGCUUCUUGUGCACACAUUGUGGACCACAUUGGCAGCGAAAUGAGAAGCACACUGAUCGAGAAGAUUCUUGACUCCAAGAGUAAACUUUCAUUGAUCCUUGAUGAAUCGACUACCGUGGGUCGGGAAUCUGUACUGAUAGUGUAUCUCCGCGCCUACAUUGAAAAGGUGCGCAUGGAGGACCCUGUGGAUCACUUCAUUAGCUUGAUAGAGCUGGACGACGUGACGGCAGAUGGGAUAUUCAAAAGUCUGAUGUCUGCCCUUGAGUCACUAAGGAUCACUGAGGAAGUCUUGAAGGAAAGUUUGGUUUCGUUGACUUGUGAUGGGGCUGCGAUGACGAUGGGGUCCCAUGAAGGAGUCGCAAAACUUUUCAAAGACAGAUUCCCUUCCAUCAUUGUAUGGCCUUGUGCUAGCCAUAGGCUGGAAUUAUCCGUCCACGAUGCCGUGAAAGAGGUGUGUGGCGUCAAUCGAUUUAAGAGUUUUAUCGACAAGUUAUAUGUCCUGUACCGCUCGUCUCCCAAAAAUGCAGGGGAGCUCAAGGCACGUGCGGCCACGUUAGAGGUGGAGAUUUCGAAAAUUGGAAGGAUCCUGUCUUCAAGAUGGGUCGCCUCUCGUUACAGAACUGUGAUGGCCGUCUGGAAGGAUUACGAAGCCCUAGUGCUUCAUUUUGAAAAAGGUAAAACUGCGAGUGGUCGAGAUAGAAAGGAGAAGCGCGCCUAUGAAAGUCUUCUGGAAAAGAUUACAUCGGCAGAAUUCGUGUUGGACCUCGGAUUGCUUUCUGAUGCUUUGCAAGAGCUCUCAGAAUUAAGGGUCGAUCUGCAGGAGAGAACUGCUGAUCUGUACACAGCCCAAAGCAAGAUUGAGAGUCUCGUUGAAAUAUGCGGGAAGAGAGGCACUGCUCCAGGUCCUUACUAUACAGAAGCACUUGAGGCAACAGGAAAGCUGCAAUUUAAGGGUGUCCAGUUGCAUAGAAGAGAUAGAACUGAUGAGCCACCCAUCUCCCCAGUUGCAUUUUAUGAGCAACUUAAGAAACUUCUUCAAAAAAGACUGCUUUCAAAAGACGACGCAGAACUGUCAAGAUGUGGAAGCGUUCUGGAGUCUAAGAACUGGCCAGCAAACUCCAGUGACCGCAUUCUCUAUGGGGAAGGAGAAAUAAGCCGAUUGGCAAGAAGGUUUCAGCUGAAUGAGAGAAAAGCCAUUCGGGCCUUCAGAGAGCAUCUGAAAUACGGAGAAGAAAUGUCCGAGGAACUGUCUUCAAUCCGCCGCAUUCUCAAUACUGUUGCUGUUUCCUCCAGCGAGUGCGAAAGGGGAUUUUCCGAGAUGAACUUGAUUGUCACCCCAGAAAGGUCCUCCUUGAAGGUCAAAACGAUAACAUCCUUAUUGUUUAUAAGAAUUGUUGGACCUCCUCUGAAACUCUUUGACCCAACAAAGUUCGUAAGGACAUGGUUGCUUCAAGGACAUCGUUCGGCUUCGGACACACAAAGCAAGACCCGAAAGAGAGUGGAGGAGUCUGAUGUCAGGAUGACACUUUGGAAAGCCCUGUGCUCCUGAGCUUGAGUUUCAGUAUUCAGCUAACCCUUUGAACCAUGAGGCAUGAUGCAAACAACACCCAAAAUCUCUCAGGCAGCACUGAAAAGAGAAGAUCUCACGGAGAGAAACCGGAUCUCUGAGGUGCACCUGAUAAACUAUGGCGAGUGAAGAUGACCAGGAGUGGAUUUCAUUGCUAUGAAGUGAAAGAACAGGAGGCGUUGGUGGGGACAAAUAGCGUCCCCACUUGAACUUUUCAUCUUACAUCUACAUUAUUGAUGACAUCAGCAAACUGUUCAACUGGUAAGGAAUGAAAAAUAUGAAUACGAAAGCAUCCAUGAACACAGCUCUCCUCAGUACUGAUGACAUCUGUCCGGCCACUUCAUUGGCCCCGAGGCACUUUUGCAUUAGUGGGUCCUUCCCACCAUAAUAAUAUUAACAUUAAACGUUAUUUUUGAUAGAACUUUUAAAUAUUUUGAC
Messenger RNA from Gekko japonicus, 2676 nucleotides. RefSeq lists its product as uncharacterized. Lineage: Eukaryota; Metazoa; Chordata; Lepidosauria; Squamata; Gekkonidae. The coding region runs from base 1 to 2220 and encodes 739 amino acids. The record is from RefSeq and is a predicted model, not a curated record. The transcript has 2 exons.